AGGACGAGGAAUCAAAUGCACCUCACCAGUUCCUGACAUUCAACAAGCCCGUUCCCUGCAGCGGACAACGUCGUAUCACGGAAAAUAUCCGGGAAUAACAGAUUGGAUUCAAGUUGUUGAGGCAUGAUGAAGAGUGUGGCGCCUCUGUGUCUGCUAGCCAUCGCCCUUCUGGCCUCUGAGCCCGCAUGGGCUAAGAGGGGCAGCAGCAGCGGCGGAUCAAGGACCUCAUCCGCAAGCCGAACAAAAACGCAGUCUGGAAACCAAAAACCAAGUCGAUCGCCUUCGACUCCCAAUAGAAACCAACCCAACCCAUAUCCGGCCGGUGGGAGCUACCCUCACCCCCCUCCCAAACAGAAGCCAGCUCCUGGGAGUUACCCCGGGGGUGGCAGUUACCCUGGUGGAGGUAGUUACCCUAAACAGAACCCAGGAAGAGCCAAUCCCGCGGGCCAGCCCAACCAGAACCCUGCUGGUGGAUACCCCAACCAGAACCCUGCUGGUGGAUACCCCAACCAGAACCCUGGGGGUGGAUACCCCAACCAGUACCCGGGCAGGGCCAACCCAGGCUAUCCCAACCAGAACCCUGGUGGAUACCCAGCCGCUGGGGGUUACCCUAACCAGAACCCGGGCCGAGGGUAUCCACCCCAGUACCCAGGCGGCGGCGGGUACCCAGUGGCCGGGGGCUACCCAGGAGGGUACCCGGUCCGAGGGGCUGGAGGGGCUGGAGGACAAGGAUGGGGUCAACCCGGUGGAUAUCCGGGCGGCGGUGGGUACGGCGGAGCAGGAGGGUACCCCGGUGGCGGAGGGGGGUACGCAGGGGGAGGAGCAGGCGGCUCCCCCAACUGGAACCCCAACAAUAAGAUCCUCAGUCCCCGGUACGGCGGUGGAGGGUACGGCGGCGGCGGGGGACACGGCAUGGGAGGGGGCUCCCCGUUCUCGCACUCUGUCCAGAACAACGGCUUCAACCCGUCGCAGCAGUCCAGGGGCUUCGCCAAGAAUGCCAUGAUGGCGGCCGGCGUGGGGGCCGUGGCCGGCAUGGCGGUGGGCUACGGCCUUGGGCGUUUCCCCCGGCCCCACUUCAACUUCCGCAACCCGGAGGAGGAGAGGAACUACAACAGCUACAUGUACCGCCGCUACGGCACCAACUCCACGGACGAGGUGGACUACGGCCGCGACUACGCCUACAAGCCGCCGCCCCGCGCCCAGUCCUACGACAGCUUCAUGGCCACCUGCAUGAAGCGCACGGACCUCCUGCAGGAGAAGACCCCCGGCCCGCAGUCUGACGAGGACCUGGUGGGCAUCGAGGCCAUCGGGUACCCGGCGCUGAUCGAUCAGGUGAAGACCCGGAUCUGCGUGGAGAACUACAUGGAGUACUCCGCGGCGUUCCUGAAGAAGGCUGAGCCGGAGCAGCGCUCGGAUCCCCGUCCCGGAGGCAGGGCGCCGCAGAACGCAGGAGGGCAGCAGCUGCCCGCCUCGCUCCUCAUGCUGCUGUGCAGCGUCUUCGUCCUGCACUGAGGCACCCCUCUCUAAACCCCCCGCCACCCCGUCUGUCACUCCUGUCCGUCUGUCACUCCUGUGUCUUCACUGUGGUCUCCCAUCGGUGCGUUGUCAAUACUGUUACUCGGUCCUGCACUCGUUUCAUAUCUAAUGUGUAUAUGAACACUCGUCGAUUUAACCCCUCUUAAUCCAUCAACUGGAAAUCAUUUGGAUGGUAGGUUUUAUUUACUUUUGAUAAUCGGGUUGAUCCUUUCUGUCGAUUUUCAAGUCAACUUCUCAAACAUGCUGAUGGUACAAAGUACGCAAUCAGUUAUGUCAUCAUCAGGGACUGUAGCUUUUGAUGAGCAUCUGCCGCUAAUCAUGUCAUUUUAAAGAAUGAUUUGUAAAUUAUUCAAAAGGAAUCAACAAUGACAUGAUAUCAAUUUCAAUUAGAAAGGGAGAGAUGCUCUGUGUGUAUAUGAUUAAAGAUUUAUUGAAGUUAAGUUUCAUGAAGUUGCACUAAAAUUAAACAGAAAUUAUUGAAAUUUCUCUAGUAUAAUUUGACGAGUAUAAUUGUAGUAUAAUUGCACUUUUUAAAAGGAGCUUCUCUGCACUCCUGUUUGUCGUACUGGAUAUUUUGCAGAUUUCAUGCUACAAGUGUAAUUGUUUCCUUUGGCUGUUCUAGUUAUCUCGUUCAUAAUAUGAUGAAUCACAUUGAAUGUUAUGUAUAUAUGCAUUUUGUAAUCAUUUGUCAUGGAUUGAUAUAUAAAUGGUAAAUGUUCUGCUGUUUAAAUAUCCUUACUUACAGAAAUGACUACGGCUUUUAAAGGCAUGCUGUGCAGGAUUUUUCCUACUUUAUAACUAUUUUCAGUUGAAACACAAACAAACUAACUCUUAUCUGUCUAGCAUUGCACUGCUAAAUCUUAAUAAUUUGCUUUGCUGUCAACAGCCAUAUAAUACAAUGUUAUAAAACAAGUUAAGGAUUAGAAGUCAUUACUGACCAAAACAUUAUAGCCACAAACUGUUUUAUUAAGAAUACAAUAUGUAAGAGUGUCUGAUAAGAGACAUAAGUAAUUAAACUCUAACGCAUCCUCAGAAUUUACUUGAACUCACCUAACAUAUGAACUAACUUUUUUAAACCAUUCAUAAUAUCUCGGUACAAAAGUAGUUUGCCAGACCAGAACUGGAAUUGUUUUCUAAUGCCCUAUUAUGUUGUUGAACCUCUAGAAGUGCCCUUAUUAUUCUUUAUUAAGGUGUUGCAAGUAGUGCUGUUGUUGAUCAUUUGUCGAGCAUGUAGACAUGUUUAUGAAUUUCUGGUGGCUACUAUCAAGGGUAUUUUAUCUUAUGUAUGAAUUUUAAGUUCGCUAAGUUCACUGUUUUCCCUGCCUGCCUAAUAUAUAAAAUACUAAUAAAACAAAAAAACGACAUCUCUUGAUUGUUU
This is a messenger RNA of Gadus chalcogrammus (walleye pollock), 2914 nucleotides long. RefSeq names its product translation initiation factor IF-2-like. Bases 124 to 1512 code for a protein of 462 amino acids. Gene Ontology annotation, cellular component: membrane. The record is from RefSeq and is a predicted model, not a curated record. Lineage: Eukaryota; Metazoa; Chordata; Actinopteri; Gadiformes; Gadidae. Gene Ontology annotation, biological process: protein homooligomerization. The transcript has 2 exons.